Messenger RNA from Nycticebus coucang (slow loris), 486 nucleotides. RefSeq names its product 60S ribosomal protein L23a-like. NCBI's taxonomy places the organism in Eukaryota, Metazoa, Chordata, Mammalia, Primates, Lorisidae. The transcript has a single exon. The record is from RefSeq and is a predicted model, not a curated record. Gene Ontology annotation, cellular component: ribosome; cytosolic large ribosomal subunit. Gene Ontology annotation, molecular function: structural constituent of ribosome. Bases 1 to 486 code for a protein of 161 amino acids. Gene Ontology annotation, biological process: ribosomal large subunit assembly; translation.
AUGGCAUGGAAAGGGAAGAAGGAAACUCCUGCCCCUUCCAAAGCUGAAGCCAAAGCAAAGGCAUUGAAGGUCAAGAAGGCAGUGCUAAAAGGCAUUCACAGCCACAAAAAAAAAAAAAAGAAGAAGAAGAAGAUUCGUACACCACCCACCUUCAGGCAUCCAAAGACUCUGAGGCUCCAGAGGGUGCCUAAAUAUCCUUGGAAGAGUAUCCCCAGGAGAAACAAGCUUGACCACUAUGCCAUCGUCAAGUUCCCCCUGACCAUUGAGUCUGCUAUGAAGAAGAUACAGGACAACAACACACCUGUGUUCAUUGUGGAUGUCAGAGCAAACAAGGUUCAGAUCAAACAGGCUGUGAAGAAGCUUUAUGACAUUGAUGUGGCCAAGGUCAACACCCUGAACAGGCCUGAUGGUGAGAAGAAGGUAUAUGUUCAGCUGGCUCCUGAGUUUGAUGCUUUGGAUGUUGCCAACAAAAUUGGGAUCAUCUAA